Pediculus humanus corporis (human body louse) is the source of this 651-nucleotide messenger RNA. RefSeq lists its product as uncharacterized. The record is from RefSeq and is a predicted model, not a curated record. The coding region runs from base 1 to 651 and encodes 216 amino acids. Lineage: Eukaryota; Metazoa; Arthropoda; Insecta; Psocodea; Pediculidae. The transcript is spliced from 5 exons.
AUGCCCCAAACGGUGUGUGGAGAAAAUGGGAAAAAUUUGCGUGGGAAUAAAAGAUGGGAGGAGGAGGAGGAGGAGGAAGUUGGUUUUGGUAUGAUACCCGCGAGCGAUGCCGCGAGUGAAUACAUAUUAAAAGAUGAUCUCGUCGAUAACCUUAACAUCAAAGAUGAAAUUGCGAAGGAUUUGGGGCUCAAAGACGAGAUAACGUCAGCUCUUGAUCAACACGAAGACGACGCGAAAUCCGGUUUGGAAAAUAAUUCCAACGGUUCCAACGGUGAUUUUUUGAACGGGGAAACGGGAGAUUUCGACGUCGGAGUAGGAGGAGGAGGAGGAGUAGGGGUAGGAGAAGGAGAAGUAGGGAUUUCCGAAGAAACCGAUUUGAUACGUAAAUUUUCCGAUGAGGAUGCGAGCGGAAGUCAAGUUCCAACCGUUUCUCUCGAAGAAGCUUUGCAAUUAGUCGGUUUGGAUGAUUUAGAAAAAUUUAAGCAACAGUUGAAAGGUUUGGGUGAUGAUCCAGGGGGAUCAUCAGAAAUUGAUGAAGAAGAGGAAGAAGAUUUAUUAUUUAACGAAAUGAUACAAACAGCGCAAUUUCACACGCCGCAAUCCCCGCAUUCUCGUUCCGGAUUUCCGGAAAACGAUGACGGAAAAGUUUGA